Molecule: messenger RNA, 1315 nt
Organism: Osmerus eperlanus (European smelt)
Lineage: Eukaryota; Metazoa; Chordata; Actinopteri; Osmeriformes; Osmeridae
Product: claudin-19
Exons: 4
Coding region: 41-661 (206 amino acids)
Biological process (GO): bicellular tight junction assembly; cell adhesion
Cellular component (GO): plasma membrane; bicellular tight junction
Molecular function (GO): structural molecule activity
Source: RefSeq, a predicted model, not a curated record
UGUAUUUUACAUACAUAUUCAAAUUUUGACAGCUAAUGUUAUGGCAAACUCAGGAAUUCAAAUUAUCGGCUAUGUUUUGGCACUUGGUGGUCUCGCUGCCUCAAUCGCUGCCACUUUCAUGGUUGAGUGGAAAAGAGAUGCACCUAAGGAAGGUGAAAAUAAUUCUAGGAAUUAUCAUUAUUCAGGACUAUGGGAAUCAUGCUCAGUUGACAGAACAGGAACCAGGUGGUGUGAGCCUUACACUUCAAUCAUCCACCUGACAAUUGAGUUGCACGUCGCUCGGGCAGGUAUGCUGCUCAAUAUUCUGCUGUCCAUCUGUGGGCUGUUACUAACCACAUUUGGGUUGAAAUGCACCAAGUGCCUUGAUGGAAACCGGUUGGCAAAGAAUCGCAUUGUCAUGGCAGGAGGAAUCUUCAUUAUGAGUUCAGGUCUUCUGUCACUGUCAACUACUUCUUGGUAUGCAAAUACCAUUGUCCAGUCCUUCGACCAGGGUAAAAGGUAUGAGUUUGCAAGUGCCAUGUUUGUGAGCUGGACUGGGGCUGUCCUUGCCCUGGUCGGUGGAGCUUUCCUUGGCAUCAGGUGCCCUGCAAAUAGUGAAAGGCCAUCCUUUCGACCCCAGAAUCUCCAGCCUGUUUCCAAAUCAGGUACAGACUAUGUCUAGGCUAGUGCAGACUUGAGAAGAUUCCAUAUAUUGCCAGCAUCUAACCAUGGUCAUGGAUGAACAUAUGUUCUUAAUGUAUGUUUGAAACUGGAGUACAAUUGACAAAUUUUCUUUAUUCAAGCUUGAAAAUAAUGCAACAACAGACAAUACUAUAACGGUUUCUUUGCACCAGCUUUAUUGCAUUAAACAAUAAUUUGUAAAGAACAGGUCAUUGUGCUCUCUUCCUGUUAUAAAAAAAAACACAUUCAGUCCAAUGUGAUUUAACCAUAGAUUGUCAAACUAAUAUUGUUUGAGCAUUUGCUAACAGGUCAUACUUUGCUAAAUGUAAGGAUACUUCAGUUACAUUUUUUAUUUUCCCCAGUACUUUUAUAUUGCUUUUCUGUCAUAAAUCUCAACAGAAAGCUCCCUCUGCUUGGACAUUUUAAACAGAGCAUGGAUUUAAUGUAUUUUCCACUGUAGAGAAUGUAUCAUGCACAAUAACAAUUUGGAGCAGUGGAUUAGGCUAUUAAAUUAUGAAAUGCUAUAGAAAAGUUAUAGAUAUUGUUUUUGGUGUCCUAAAGUUCUUGUUAUUUAUGACCUUCAUCUUAAGGUCAAAGUAUUAUAUGUUUAACUUGUAACUGUGUGAUUAAAAGUAAUUGGUCUUUUUUUUACCUG